AUGAAGCUCAUCCUUUCCACCUCCAAUAUCAUGACCGCAGGCGGUCCCUCCGUCAUCCGACCAACGACCUCGAAAUCAAACGUCGAACUCAUCAAUUCCCUACGAGCAAACUUUCUCGCCGCGCAACAAGCCACCCCACCAGCCUCGGAAAAAUCCAACGGCAACGGAAACACAUCCUUACCAUCCUGGACAAAACAAGAAGAUGACACCCUAUAUAUUCCCGCAAUCGACUUCUCGCAGCACGGCCUCGCCGAAGAACGAUCCCAGUACGACAUCACCGUGAAACUCUUCUAUCUCCCCGGAAUCCCCGUCUCGCGACGCUGCGCGCAUACACGGCAGGCUAUCGAGCUGGUCCUCAAGGAACUACACGUUGACUCGAUCGAUCUACUUAUCGUCUCGUUCCCGGGGAUACUCUUCGAUGCGGAGGACGACAGCGAAGAAGAGAUUUCGUCAGUCGACGACGGCAGCAGCACCGAACAGGCCGACGACUUCGACAGCACGAUCCAGACGUGGCGCACGCUCGAGUCACUCCACGAACAAGGGAAGAUCGCACAGCUGGGCGUUGCGGAGUUCGGGAGUGAGCGGCUUGCGAGGUUCCUUCCGCAUACAAAGGUCAAGCCGUCGGUUGACCAGAUCAAUUUGAAGGACUGCUGCGUUGUCCCGAAGAGCUUGAUUCUUUACGCGAAGCAGGAGAAGAUCGAUCUGCUGACGCAUAAUGAUUGUAAUGAUAUCUUGCCUGUUGGGACGACGAGGGAGCUCCUAGGGCCUGGGGAGCGCGGUGCGGGUAUUCUUGCAUCUGCGCCGGACGCCAGUGAUGGGUUGCAGGGGGAUAUCGAGACGCAGUGGGUGGUCAAGUAUACGGCUGUUGUCAAGGAUCGGGGGGUUGUUGAGAACAAGGGAUACUUUGCGCUUGCGGAUGUAGGGAGCUGUGUGAAGCCAAGCCAGUCGACCUGA
Aspergillus calidoustus is the source of this 954-nucleotide messenger RNA. The record is from the annotation of a GenBank genome assembly. Lineage: Eukaryota; Fungi; Ascomycota; Eurotiomycetes; Eurotiales; Aspergillaceae.